CGCUGCUUUUACCUGCGCGGCUGCCACCUCUCAAAACCUCCUUUUCCUACUGUACUCACUAGCCUUCUCAGCCAGUUUGAGUUGGCGCAGGCGCGCGGAGCCCAAGACGCGUGCGCACUAAGGAAGGGGGGGGGCUAAUCUUUUUCCCUUCUCUCAUCUCAGCUCGCGGCUCUCGGGCGUACGGUCAGCCGCCUGCUCAUUGGCUCAUCCGUUGUUAGAGCGUCUGGCUCGGGUCGACGGUUGAGGCCUAAAGUUCUGCGCAGGCGCAGAACGCGGCUAAGGUAAUAAGCCUCGCGCUCGUUCUGACGGGGCCUCAAGAAAAAGAAGGAAACCCGCCAAGCUUGCCGUUGCCAACGCGGUCGCCGCCGUCGUCUCCUCCACCUCCUCCUCCGUGAGGGGAAAAGAGAAAAGAAGGGCCGAGGAAGACCUGGAACGGCCGCCUCCGACAUCAUGAGUGUGGAAGCCUACGGGCCCAGUUCGCAGACGUUGACUUUCCUCGACACCGAGGAGGCCGAGCUGCUGGGCGCUGACACGCAAGGCUCCGAGUUCGAGUUCACCGACUUCACCUUGCCCAGCCAGACUCAAACGCCGCCCGGAGGAGGCUCCGGGAGCGGAGGAGGCGUCGUCGCGCCAGGGACCCCGGGACUCCCGGGGGGUGGCGUCGGAGUGGGCGCAGGGGGGGCGCCUUCCGUCGUCGCUCCGGGACAGCUGGAUGCCCAGGUAAAUGGACCAGAUGGCAUCCUCCAGAAUGGGGCAGUGGAUGAUAAUGUGCCUAAAACCAGCCAACUUCUUGCUGAGCUCAAUUUUGAAGAAGACGAGGAAGACACUUAUUACACCAAGGACCUGCCUGUACAUGCCUGCAGCUAUUGUGGCAUCCAUGAUCCAGCUUGCGUGGUCUAUUGUAACACCAGCAAGAAGUGGUUCUGCAAUGGACGUGGGAAUACCUCUGGCAGUCACAUUGUGAACCAUCUUGUGAGAGCCAAGUGCAAAGAAGUGACUCUUCAUAAGGAUGGUCCUCUGGGCGAGACUGUCUUGGAAUGCUACAAUUGUGGCUGCCGUAAUGUGUUUCUUCUUGGCUUCAUCCCGGCCAAAGCUGACUCUGUGGUCGUUUUGUUAUGCAGGCAGCCUUGUGCCAGCCAGAGCAGCUUAAAGGACAUCAAUUGGGACAGCUCACAGUGGCAGCCUUUGAUUCAGGAUCGCUGCUUCCUUUCCUGGCUAGUCAAAAUUCCUUCAGAACAGGAACAACUGAGGGCCCGGCAGAUCACAGCUCAGCAAAUUAAUAAACUAGAAGAACUGUGGAAGGAGAACCCAUCUGCUACUUUGGAGGACCUGGAAAAGCCUGGGGUUGAUGAAGAGCCACAGCAUGUCCUCCUUAGAUAUGAAGAUGCUUAUCAAUACCAGAACAUCUUUGGUCCUCUGGUCAAGCUUGAAGCAGACUAUGACAAGAAAUUGAAGGAAUCUCAGACUCAAGACAACAUUACUGUGAGAUGGGAUCUUGGUUUGAACAAGAAAAGGAUUGCCUACUUCACCCUGCCAAAGACUGAUUCAGAUAUGCGUUUGAUGCAAGGGGAUGAGAUCUGCCUGAGAUACAAAGGAGACUUGGCCCCACUGUGGAAAGGAAUUGGCCAUGUGAUUAAAGUUCCUGAUACUUUCGUAGAUUACGGUGAUGAAAUUGCAAUUGAGUUGAGAAGUAGUGUUGGUGCUCCUGUGGAAGUGACUCACAAUUUCCAAGUGGAUUUUGUAUGGAAAUCAACAUCCUUUGAUAGAAUGCAGAGUGCCCUAAAAACAUUUGCUGUGGAUGAAACAUCAGUUUCUGGCUACAUCUAUCACAAACUUCUGGGUCAUGAGGUGGAAGACGUUAUAAUUAAAUGUCAGUUGCCAAAGCGCUUCACAGCACAAGGACUUCCUGAUCUCAACCAUUCUCAGGUGUAUGCAGUGAAGACUGUUUUGCAGCGUCCCUUGAGUCUUAUUCAGGGGCCCCCUGGCACAGGCAAGACUGUGACAUCAGCCACAAUUGUGUAUCACCUGGCAAGGCAAGGGAAUGGGCCUGUGCUGGUUUGUGCCCCAAGUAACAUUGCUGUGGACCAGCUGACCGAAAAAAUACAUCAGACGGGGUUGAAGGUGGUGCGUCUGUGUGCAAAGAGCCGCGAGGCCAUUGAUUCACCUGUCUCUUUCUUAGCACUGCAUAACCAGAUCAGGAAUAUGGAUAGCAUGCCAGAGCUCCAGAAACUGCAGCAACUGAAAGAUGAGACUGGGGAACUGUCAUCCGCUGAUGAGAAGCGCUACCGAGCACUUAAACGAACAGCUGAGCGGGAAUUGCUAAUGAAUGCAGAUGUCAUUUGCUGCACAUGUGUUGGAGCUGGCGACCCAAGACUUGCUAAAAUGCAAUUUCGUUCCAUUUUGAUUGAUGAAAGCACACAGGCCACUGAGCCAGAGUGUAUGGUGCCUGUUGUUCUUGGGGCAAAACAGUUGAUCCUGGUGGGCGAUCAUUGCCAGCUUGGCCCUGUCGUAAUGUGCAAGAAGGCAGCUAAAGCAGGUCUGUCACAGUCCCUCUUUGAGCGACUGGUGGUGUUGGGCAUUCGGCCCAUUCGCCUGCAAGUCCAGUACCGCAUGCACCCAGCCCUGAGUGCUUUUCCUUCCAACAUCUUUUACGAAGGGUCACUUCAGAAUGGUGUCACUGCAGCAGACCGUGUGAAGAAGGGGUUUGACUUCCAAUGGCCUCAGCCAGACAAGCCCAUGUUUUUCUACGUGACCCAAGGACAAGAAGAAAUUGCAAGUUCUGGCACUUCUUAUUUGAACAGAACAGAGGCAGCCAAUGUGGAGAAAAUAACCACAAAGCUACUGAAGGCUGGUGCAAAGCCAGAUCAGAUUGGUAUCAUCACCCCUUAUGAGGGCCAGCGUUCAUAUUUGGUGCAGUACAUGCAGUUUAGUGGAUCUUUGCAUACCAAGCUUUAUCAGGAAGUUGAAAUCGCUAGUGUUGAUGCUUUCCAAGGGCGAGAGAAGGACUUCAUUAUCCUCUCCUGUGUUAGAGCCAACGAGCAUCAAGGCAUUGGUUUCCUGAAUGAUCCCCGGCGUCUCAAUGUGGCUCUCACAAGAGCAAGAUAUGGGGUCAUUAUUGUUGGGAAUCCAAAGGCACUCUCCAAGCAACCUCUCUGGAAUCACCUUCUGAACUACUACAAGGAGCAAAAGGUCCUGGUGGAGGGACCAUUGAACAAUCUCCGUGAGAGCCUCAUGCAGUUCAGCAAGCCCCGAAAACUGGUCAACACUAUCAAUCCAGGAGCCCGGUUUAUGACAACUGCUAUGUAUGAUGCCCGUGAAGCUAUUAUCCCUGGAUCAGUUUAUGAUCGCAGCAGCCAAGGCCGGCCAUCCAACAUGUAUUUCCAAACACACGAUCAGAUUGGGAUGAUCAGUGCUGGGCCCAGUCAUGUCACCACCAUGAACAUUCCUAUUCCAUUCAACUUGGUGAUGCCUCCCAUGCCACCACCAGGGUACUUUGGACAGCCCAAUGGACCAGCUGCAGGUGGGAUGUUUGCAGGACGUGGAAACCUGAAAGGCAAAACUGGCCGUGGUGGGCGACAGAAGAAUCGUUUUGGGAUUCCGGGAGCCAGCCAGUCGAACCUCCCCAACAGCCAGGCCAGCCAAGAUGUGGUCUCCCAGCCUUUCUCUCAGGGCCCCUUGACUCAGGGUUACAUCUCCAUGAGCCAACCCUCACAGAUGAGCCAGCCUGGCCUCUCCCAGCCAGAAUUGUCACAGGAUAGUUACCUUGGUGAUGAGUUUAAAUCUCAGAUUGAUGUGGCCCUGUCGCAGGAUUCAACUUACCAGGGGGAACGCGCAUAUCAACAUGGAGUGACGGGGCUGUCACAGUAUUAGAGUGUAAGGUUGAAGGAGAAGAGCUAAGCUUAUGUGGAGCUUAGUUCAACAGCAAUUUAUUCAGGGUAAUAAAAAUAAAAUAAAAUGGAUACCUGUUUUCCACUGCUAAAACUGAAGCGACUCUGUGAGAGCAACAGGAGAGAGAGGGAUAAAAAGAGAGAAACCAACGGAGAGGAGGAGAAAGAAGAGCGAGAGAGCGAAAGAGAAAGAAGAGAGCCCACUGCUAGCUCACUGAGGCAAGGAGACUGACCGGAGAUGGGAAGAGAAGCACCGGAGGACCAACUGGCACCUCACUGGGAGGGAGAACUAACUCGCCCUGGAAGAACUGAGUGGUCAGCGAAGUUCCCUGUCCCCUCCCCUGCCACCAACACACCCACUGAGAAAGAGAGGAAGGGUCUUAGAAGAAUCAUUUCAUUCCGUUCGUAUUGCAAGCAGGGUUUCACAGUUAGAACAGGUGGGGAAGAGGAAAAACCCCCAUCUCAGAGUUGUUCAUGUACCAAUCUCUCCAGGUUUUUUGUUUUCAAGAGAAGGAAAGAAAGAAAGGAAAGGAAAGAAAGAAAAGAAGGAAAGAAAAGAAGGAAAGAAAGAAAAGAAGGAAGGAAGGCAGGAAGACCUUGUUGGCCUUUUUAGGAACAAGCACACCAUCCAAGAGAAAACGUCCUGAAGCUUGUGGGGAAGCCAGCUGUGACUGGUACUCGACUCUGAGAUGAUGUGGGUUUUGCUGUCCCAAGAUCUGGCUUUGAGCCUUGUGCGGCUUCACCCACAGUCCGAAUGGCAAGAUGAUGGGGUGGUUCUUUUUUUCUUUUUUCUUUUAAAAGAAAUUCAAAGAAGCACUGGAUAUUUUUUUUUUUAGAAGUUUGUCUCUGAAAUUUAGUAGUGGACCUGGAGGAAAAUCCUUGUUUUGAGAUGCUUAAAAAAAAAGAACAAACGAAACCAUAAAAGAUACAUAUAUAUUAUCUAUAUCUGUACGUUUUAACGCAAGUAGGAAUACCAAUCUCUUGUGUGUGAUUUCAGUCAAUCAAACUCUUCUUCUUGGGGGAGAGGCGUAUCUUUGCAAGGAACCCAAUGUAUCCUGCCAGUGCAGUGGAGAAAUGAGAACGGUGUUUGUCAAGUUUUAAUUGGUUCCUGCCUGGGCUCUUCUCUGGGCUGUUGGUUUAAGGUAUCUGCUUUACAGAAGGGAGAGGAGGAGCGUGUGCCCUUUGGCCCCUGAGAAGGAAGAACGCUGGGAUUGAUCUGCUUUUUUUUUUAUUAGUUGCUGCCGACAUUGGGAAAACUGUAGUGGAAACAGGGGAUUAUAUUGGUUUUGAAGUAAAGCUUCUCUGAUGAUAUAUUGAGAUAGUUUGGGGAGGAAGAGCAGGCAGAUAUUUUAAGGGGUGGCCACUCUGGGGCAAAAAUCUAUCUUUGGCAUGGAGGGUUAUUUUUUUUUCUUGACGUUCAGCUGCAGAAUGAGCAUCAGAAGUUUAAACAAAGCUGGAGACCACAUGAAGGUGCAGGACCCUCAGUCAGAUUUUAUCAUUUCAAAUCCCAACUGGAAAAAGGGGCAAUUUUUGAAGAAUGAAAGAAAAAACACCCACAAAGAAGUCACCCUGGCUCACAGCAGAAAAGCAUGCAUCUCUGCAUUAAAAAUAUUGAGACCGCCGGCCUCUUUAGCCUAUGAUUGGUUUGGUUUUUCUUGCCACCAAAGGUGGGGUUUCCUUUAACCAAGACACUUUUGACCAACUGCCCAGUUGUGCGAUUUAAAAACAAAAAAACAGAAUUAAUUUAGCUUUCUUUUCCAACCAAAGGGCUGUAAGCGUCCAUUUUAACUUUUUGUAUAUGUUGAAGAAUCCCCCCACCCUAGCUUUACAUGGAUGAACUUUAGAACCACCUCCUUUUUAUUUUAAAAAAUUGGACAUUUUGUAUAAUGUUCAUUCCCACUUUUGCCCUUCCCCCCCCCCCCC
Messenger RNA from Thamnophis elegans (Western terrestrial garter snake), 5810 nucleotides. RefSeq names its product UPF1 RNA helicase and ATPase (gene UPF1). Gene Ontology annotation, molecular function: RNA helicase activity; hydrolase activity; RNA binding. The coding region runs from base 451 to 3870 and encodes 1139 amino acids. Gene Ontology annotation, biological process: nuclear-transcribed mRNA catabolic process, nonsense-mediated decay. Gene Ontology annotation, cellular component: cytoplasm. The transcript has 24 exons. NCBI's taxonomy places the organism in Eukaryota, Metazoa, Chordata, Lepidosauria, Squamata, Natricidae. The record is from RefSeq and is a predicted model, not a curated record.